GCUGACACCACCACAACCAGCUACCGACCUCCUCCGCCAACCUACGCAUUAUUCAAGCCAUUAACGACCCUGGUUCGCUCUCACCAACAGCAAUCGCAAGCAGUCAGUCAUCAUGGUGGACAAAGGCUGGGACAGAUUAAAGGGACACGAGGACAGCCUCCUAUGGAAGAUCUGGCACUGGGACAGAUUCUUCGAAGCAGAUGCGCCCCCCCGACUUGGGAUUAAGCUCAGAAAGCGUAUUCAGUACAUGUCCACCUCCGCCUUUUCCGCCGGUUUGGGUAUCGGAUACAUGCACGGCAGCAAGACCGCAGCCUACCGGUUUCGAGCUGAGAAUGCCCAUCGCUUUCCCGACGCGGCGCGGGGGUGGUACCAGUACCAUAAGUCGAAGAAUUAUCAAGCUUUCUUGCAGGGAUCUACUCAGGGCUUGAAGAUGGGGCUUAAACUAGGUACUGGUGCUCUGUGUUUCUGCUUGUUGGAGGAGGUGGUGGAUUACGCCCGGCAUGAUCAGAGGGAUUUCCUGUCGACGGUUACGGCGGGUUUAUCGAUGUCGGGAAUUUACAGUGUGUUAGCGCGACAAGAUAUCUAUACGGCUGCUCGUUCGGCCAAGACAGGUCUGAAGUUGAGCUUGGCUUAUGGCAUUGUGCAGGAUGUGCUUGAGACUUGGCAAGGAACUCGUCCUGCUUAUGUUGAUAUCGUUCUGGGAAGUCGUCGGUCGAGGACGGAGUGAGAACUGCGCAAUCUGCAUAAGCACUUUUCGCUGGAUGUCUACGUGCCUCUCGGCUUUCUCUCCGGUCAUCUUUCUCUGGCAGACGCAACAAGAAAUCUCGCGAUUCUCUUUAUAGGUGAGUCUCUGAUCUAACCCUGGAAGCACCAAGGCAUAUACUAACGGCAGAGAUCUAGGGUUGCGGAAAUAGUUGCACACGCUUGCCUCACU
Messenger RNA from Aspergillus eucalypticola CBS 122712, 934 nucleotides. RefSeq lists its product as uncharacterized. Bases 113 to 727 code for a protein of 204 amino acids. The record is from RefSeq and is a predicted model, not a curated record. The transcript has 2 exons. NCBI's taxonomy places the organism in Eukaryota, Fungi, Ascomycota, Eurotiomycetes, Eurotiales, Aspergillaceae.